Bipolaris maydis ATCC 48331 is the source of this 1230-nucleotide messenger RNA. Its product is annotated as FAD-linked oxidoreductase-like protein. NCBI's taxonomy places the organism in Eukaryota, Fungi, Ascomycota, Dothideomycetes, Pleosporales, Pleosporaceae. Gene Ontology annotation, molecular function: proline dehydrogenase activity; FAD binding. The record is from RefSeq and is a predicted model, not a curated record. Gene Ontology annotation, cellular component: mitochondrion.
AUGCCGACACACAUGUUACUCCGGUCUCUGUUCAUUGCGACUAUAUCAUCUAACAGAUUUCUUCUGAUACCGUCGCUACACCUUUUGUCCUUUUUGUCGAAACCUAAUCGGAGUUUCUUAUUCAAUGUGGAUCGAAAUCCGGUUUUGAAAGCUGUUUUGAAGAGGACGCUGUAUAAUCAGUUUUGUGCGGGAGAAACAGAGCAAGAGACGCAAGCUUGUGUCAAGCAGCUGAAGGCUCUGGGGUUCAAGGGUGUCAUCUUGACGUACGCGAAGGAAAUGGUGUUUGAUCAUAAAGCAGGCUCUGCGAAGGAUGAUAGUUUGGAAAAGAGUGUUGAUAGAAAGGCCGUGCUGCAUGAUGCGGAUAUUGAAGCGUGGAGAGCAGGGACGUUGCGGACGUUGGAUUUGAUUUCCAAAGGCGAUAUUCUGGCAUUGAAAACAACAGGCGGCGGGCCAGCCGUCUCCGCAGCGUUCAGUCAAGGCAACCUCCCACCCCCGCAAAUGCUCUCAGCCCUUGACGAGCUCGCCACAAAAUGCAAGCAACGCGGCAUCCAAAUCAUAAUCGACGCCGAGUCUCAGCACUGGCAGCAUGGCAUCGCCCGCACCACGUUGGAGUUGAUGCGGAAAUUCAACCGCGACGGCAAAGCAGUCAUAUACAACACUUACCAAGCCUAUCUCAAAGAAACACCCGCCGUAGUCCAGCAACACAUGGCCGAAGCCGAGAAAGACGGGUUUACCCUAGGUCUGAAGCUUGUGCGUGGAGCAUACAUUCUCUCUGAUAACCGGGCCUUGAUACAUGAUACAAAGGAGGAUACCGAUAAUGCGUACAACACCAUAGCGCAGGGCGCUCUCCGCCAGCGACUCGGUCCUUUUGGAGGGAAAAAUCGCCCCUUUCCGUCGGUGAAUCUACUCCUUGCAUCACACAACCGCGAAUCCGUAGUGGCGGCUAGCGCACUGCAUCGCCAGCGGGUGGAAGCUGGGCUGCCCACUGUGCCGGUUGCGUAUGGCCAGCUACACGGCAUGUCGGACGAAGUUAGUUUCUCGCUGCUUGCAGAAAAGGACAAGGGUGGGGUGUCGCCCGAGGUGUUUAAAUGCACUACCUGGGGUAGCAUGGGCGAGUGUGUAGGGUAUUUGCUUCGGCGGGCGGUGGAAAAUCGCGAUGCAGUGCUUCGGACAAAGGAUGAGUUUGCGGCGUUGAGAAAGGAGGCUAGGAGAAGGUUUCUAUGGGUGUAG